AUGGCCUCCCAUGUGUACCAAGAUGCAUUUCCAACUCCACGUGCUUUCAUCGGGUAUGGUGGACUCAUGCUCGUCGAAUUUGUGCUCGCGUGGAUCAUGCCUGGCUACAUGCAAGAGGGUCUGCCGGUCCCAUCCCUCAACUACAAGACCCUGAUGUACAAGUGCAAUGCAUUGGGCUGUCUGUACAGCACACUGAUCAUUGCUGCGGCUCUGCACGUAUCUGGCGUGUUCCGUCUCACACAGAUUAUCGAGCACUUUGGUGAGUACAUGACGGUGAGUAUGAUUGCUGGCUUUGCCGUGAGCUUUGCGACAUACUUCCAUGCUGUCUUCACGCACACAACGCAUCGAAUGAGUGGCAACUUUAUGUACGACUUUUUCAUGGGUGCCGCAUUGAACCCGCGGAUUGGUCCGAUUGACCUGAAGAUGUGGGCAGAAGUGCGGAUUCCAUGGAUUCUCCUGUUCUUGAUCAGCGUGAGUGGCGCGUGCCAGCAGUACGAGCAGUACGGCUAUGUGACGCCCAACAUGGCGUUCAUGGUCCUGGCCACCGGUCUGUAUAUUAAUGCUUGUGCGAAGGGUGAAGAAUGCAUCCCUCAGACUUGGGACAUGUUUCACGAGAAGUGGGGCUUCAUGGUCAUUUUCUGGAACUUUGCUGGUGUGCCAUUCACUUACUGCUACAGCAUUGUGUACAUGGCCGCACACCCACCUGAGUACUAUCGCUUCUCGACGCCGACGUAUAUCUUUAUGUUCUCGCUUCUCCUGUUUGCGCACUUUGUGUUUGACUCUUCCAUGGCACAAAAAUCUCGCUUCCGCAUGCAGCUGCAAGGUACACUGAAGGUGCGCUGGUCGUUCCCGCAGUGGCCUUGGAGCACGCUGAAGGAUCCUCGAUACCUGCAGACAGAGCACGGCAAUGCUCUGCUUAUCGAUGGCUGGUGGCAAUUCCUCCGCAAGCCCAACUACACCGCCGACUGGACACAGGCUUUCCUCUGGGGUGCCAUCGCCGGUACGAGGUCUGUGAUUCCCUACUACUAUUCGCUCUUCUUCCUUGCUGUGCUCACGCAUCGCUGUGGUCGUGACUUUGAGCGUUGCGCUCGCAAGUAUGGCAAAGAUUGGGAGAAGUACUGCCAGAUUGUGCCGUACCGCUUCAUUCCUUUCGUGUACUAG
This is a messenger RNA of Malassezia globosa CBS 7966, 1161 nucleotides long. RefSeq lists its product as uncharacterized. The record is from RefSeq and is a predicted model, not a curated record. Gene Ontology annotation, biological process: ergosterol biosynthetic process. The coding region runs from base 1 to 1161 and encodes 386 amino acids. NCBI's taxonomy places the organism in Eukaryota, Fungi, Basidiomycota, Malasseziomycetes, Malasseziales, Malasseziaceae. Gene Ontology annotation, cellular component: endoplasmic reticulum membrane. The transcript has a single exon. Gene Ontology annotation, molecular function: Delta24(24-1) sterol reductase activity.